Molecule: messenger RNA, 3180 nt
Organism: Cyphomyrmex costatus
Lineage: Eukaryota; Metazoa; Arthropoda; Insecta; Hymenoptera; Formicidae
Product: integrin alpha-9
Exons: 20
Coding region: 1-3180 (1059 amino acids)
Biological process (GO): cell adhesion mediated by integrin; integrin-mediated signaling pathway; cell-matrix adhesion
Cellular component (GO): integrin complex; external side of plasma membrane
Molecular function (GO): integrin binding
Source: RefSeq, a predicted model, not a curated record
AUGAAAUUUACAUUAUUAUUCAAUCUACUAAUUGUGUCUGCGUAUAAUAUUGAUACAAAUUAUCCACUUUUCUAUCCGAACAAUGCAGAUAAUGUAGAUCAAUAUUUGUAUACGAAAUUCGAACGCAGUUAUUUCGGCUUUUCAGUGUUACUACAUCAUGAUUUACAAAAAAAUAUUUCAUGGUUGUUCAUAGGAGCACCUCGUGGAAAUUAUACGCAGAAACAAUCGACUUUUAGACUUUUAAAUGAACCUGGUGUAGUUUAUCGUUGCAAUUUACCGGGUCCAUGUGUAGAGAUCAAACCGACUUUGAUGAAAGACGAAGAAUUAUACGUAAACCAACUCGAAAGGCACGUGUAUGUAAAGAAGGAACAUUCCUGGUUCGGUGGUGCGAUGUCGAUAGAAAAAUACAGCGGUUUCCUUACGGUAUGUGCUCCGCGAACUACUCUUAGAAUUAUGUAUAAGUUCAAACGUCCAAAUUACGUGGAAACUUUACAAGGCAUGUGUUAUAGUGGUGAAAUAUCAUCGGCAACAUUAAAACCGGAAAAUUCUGAAAUUACAUCCUUUGAUUUCAGCAAAAGUACAUGGUACGAUCCAAUCCAUGGUUUCUCCGUUGCUUUUGCACUACCUUUACAGAAACAAUAUAGAACAAUAAGCCGUAUUGUAGGAAGACCAAAUGACAACAUCAUAGGUAGUGCCAAUAUAGGACGUUUUCGAAUGUACAAGUUAAUUUAUGAGAUUAAUAGAAAAACUACAGAUGAGAUACCGAUAUACGAUGAUCUAUCGAAAUUUGGCUACGCAGUAACAUCAGGAUAUUACUUCCACCAAAAUCAACCCCUUUACGCUUGUGCGGAUCCAGGAUGGAAUUACAUAGGGCAGGUCGUUAUAGUUGAUUUGGACGGAGAUUUUGUACCGCUGGUUACGAAUCUUCGUGGCAGUGACAUUGGCGAAUUCUUCGGGGCCAGUUUAGCCAGCGGUGACUUAAACAACGACGGUUUACACGAUCUUGUGGUUGGAGCUCCGCAUUGGGGGAAUGAUAACGGCAGAAUCCACAUAUAUCUAGGUAGCUCAAAGAAAGAGUUCGAAGUAGCCACGAUUUUAAAAGGUGCCAGAGAAGAUGCACAAUUCGGCUACGCAGUAACAAUCGGUGAUGUGGAUAGAGACGGUUUUUGUGAUAUUAUAGUGAGCGCUCCUUGGGAAGAAUCUGGAGCAAUUUAUAUUUACAACGGCGAUGCGAGUUUAAAAGAUAGAAUAAGACCUACCAUGUCACAAAAGAUCACGACGCGAUCCUUUAGUCAUAAUCCUUCCACGAAAAUGAAUAUACAAACGUUUGGAUUUUCGGUAUCUGAGCCAAUUGAUAUUGAUAAUAAUGGGUACGCAGAUAUCGCGGUAGGCGCGUAUAAAUCAGGACAUGUUAUAGUACUUCGGAGUAAACCUAUUGUAAAAACAAAUUUGACUGUAUACACUAUUCCAAGCACUUUACAAAGGAACAUAAGUAACUUUUUGGUUGAAGCGUGUGUUGAAUAUCAUAACUACAACGCUACAAAUAUACAUGCUUUCAAAGUCUCUCUUAUUGUGGACCAAAAAUAUAAACGUACUAAAAAGGCUUCGUUGGAAAUAUACUCGACGGUUGCUUCCAAUCAUACGUGUGUAAAUGCUACCAUUAUUCUUUCGGAUAAUAUUCAAGAUUUUAUUGAACCGAUUAUUAUUUAUGCAUCUCAUGAUUUUACGUAUAAUGAUUCAUUUGAAUUUUGUAAGACAUGCCCUGUUGAAAGCAAAAACAAUAAAUUGAACGGUGUGCAAGUUUUGCUUCCUUUCGACAUUGAAUGCGGAGAGGAUAGAGUCUGCAAUUCCAGCAUACAUGCAACAGUAAAACUUCGGGGGGUCAGGCAAAAUAAUACUUGGGUAAUCGGUUCCAAUGACAUCACCUUAGAAACAUGUAUAAAGAAUUCUGCCGAGCCGGCAUAUCUUACGACAAUCGUGUUUACCCUACCGAAGGAAAUAGUACUUCGUAGUAUCUUAUCAUUUUGCGACGAAAACACAGACGAAGAUAUCCUGAUAGUUAUUUGCAACGUCGGUAACCCAUUUGGAACAGAUGAGCAGAAAAUUGUGAAACUCGAUUUGGAUAUGAGACAUCUGACCAAUGGUUCCUUGCAUGGACAAGUUCUAGAGUUCUUUGCAGAGAUACGAACUCGCAGUACAAAUAACGGCACGCAUAAAAUUAAAUCACUAUUAACUUUACAAAGUAAAGCAUUUUUAUUGUUAAAUGGAAAAGCCAUUGAAAAAAGUUAUUAUCUAUCUAAUUUGGAUAAUGAUCGAUCAAAUAUAGUUUUUCAACAUGUUUAUCAAAUAUUAAAAUUCGGCGAGACACCUAUAGAAGAGGCACGUCUUGUUGUCAAUUUACCAACAAUUAUAGACGACUCAGAUUCUCCUGUACUUUUGUAUAAGCCGCGGAUUUAUAUAUCUGGUAAAUAUUACGACUGCUUAUCAAACGGAGUGGUUCUAACGGAUAUACGGCGGAAACUUCCAGGAGAAACAGCGUCAGAUACAUCUGAUUUAUAUAAUCUAGACCAUAACGAAUUGCAGAAUUCGACGCAUGAUAUAUUCAAAAGAAAUGUGGACAAUUAUAUAACAGUUGGUGCUCGCAUUUUACAAACAUUGUACAAAUUGAAAAUGGCAACGUUCGAAGAUUCAAACGAUAAUCUAACGAUCCAAGAACGCGAUAUCAUAUACGUGAACUGUUCGACGAAUGGUGUGAACUGUUCAACGAUAUACUGCGAUUUGAAUGCGUUAAAGACACAACAGGACAUCGGGAAGUUAGUGAUGAGAUUAAUUCUCAAUAUAACAAAGCUCAAAGAUAAUUUUAAAUUGUCGAACGAAAUGAAGAUAGUGAAAUUCAACACGGAUGCUUAUGUUGAAAUCAUAAAACCGGCAAAUAGGAUUUUUGGAAUGGAUGUGAGACACAAUACGAAUGUCACGACAGAAUUUCAUAGUACGGUAAAGACACAGAAAUUGCAACUAUGGGUUGUGCUUGUGUCAGUUUCAUUAGGUCUAAUAUUAUUAUGUAUCGUUGUUAUUAUAUUGAACAAGCUACAUUUUUUCAAGAGGAGAACGAAGGAAGAACUAUUUACUUUAAAACCUAAUAAGAUAAUGGGAGAUGCAAAAAAAGAUACAUCUGAGUAA